ACAUAGUAGCUCAAAUAGGAGAUUGCUUAGGAAUAAGUGAUGUCAGAACAUAAAGUUUUAAAGAAAAAUUGUCAAUCACUAAUAUUCUCAGUAUUUUUUCUUGACAAGAGAAUAAUAAAAAAUUAUUCUCUUUUUCACGUUUUUUUACUCUUUUUGCUUUUGUUCUCUUCUUUUUCGUGCUACAUAUGUUCAGUGAAGAGCAUAAACAAAAUACAGCAAAACUAAGAAAGAAGUCUUUAGUACUUAGCCCAGUCAAGUCUUCUGGGUGAUAGGCAGACUAAGGCACAAUAGUAUUUUUUUCCACUAGUGCAUAUCUUAGAAUUAUGUGAUUUGGGAAGUUAUAUACUACAGAAGAAGAAACAUAUGUAACACAAUCCAAUAAUCGCUUAGAUAUUUAUUUUUAAAAUCCUACUCUUUUAAAAGCUUUCAUAUUCUAAUAUGGCUAGUCACACUGAUGUUGUGAUGCUCUGCUGUUCAUGCAUGAUUUUCCAAAAGGAUUUUUCCAAUAUUAUACCAUCUAUGAAGCAAAUCUAUGUACAAUGGAGUCAUGUCUCAAAUGAUCAGUUUUAAAUGAUGUGCAUAGAAAUAGAUAUUGAAAUUCUUUGUAAUUUCUUCAGGACUAAUAAAGAGCUUAAGCAUAGCUCUCAAAAACUUUUUUUGUCUUCACCUAUUUGCAAGACCACAAUUUUUCUAUUGAUUACAAGGUGCUAGGUUUCAUUACUCAGUAAUGUCCGACUGUUUUGACAGCGGAUUGCAUUAGCAUGGCCCAUUCAGCUGUUGCGGAUAGAUGCCAGUUGCCAUGGUGAAGAUUAUGAUGUCCCACAUCCAAUCUAUCCCUGAGAUGAGGAUGGCUUUUGCAAAACCACCUGCAAAUAUUUGUUUUCAAAGGUACAACUGACUCUUUGUGAAGCACUGGAUUACUAGAGUGGAUGUCUUUUCGGUGAAUCAUCAAAUGAGGAUGUAUUACCGCAUGAUUUCCCUUUUCAUUUAAAUAAACUUCCACUGCCCUCUAUCUCAAUGCUCGUUGACAAAGAAUCAGAUUUCAUAUUGUAUAACUUGACUGUCCUUUUUAGUUAUACAAGUUAAUGAGUUUAUCUGUUUAAUUUGUCUAAUUUCUCUAUUUGAUUGCCUCAGAGCUGACCUUAUAUGCAUAGGUUUGUUGUGUUUCUCCUGAGCUCACAAGUGGAGUUUUCCAUUUUCCUGUGGAUCUUGUCUGAGCAGCACAGAUACUUCUGUGGAAGUAACAGUGACCCUUUGAACAUCCAGGGGUGUUCUCCAAAUUGGGGCUUUUCCUAAGAACAUGUAUCAUAUAUCCCCAGCUCAAGGGUAUAGUGACCAGGUUAUAUUGCAGGCAAGGCUACUACUUGCAAAUGCACCCCGAUGGAGCUCUCGAUGGAACCAAGGAUGACAGCACUAAUUCUACGCUCUUCAACCUCAUACCAGUGGGACUACGUGUUGUUGCCAUCCAGGGAGUGAAAACAGGGUUGUAUAUAGCCAUGAAUGGAGAAGGUUACCUCUACCCAUCAGAACUUUUUACCCCUGAAUGCAAGUUUAAAGAAUCUGUUUUUGAAAAUUAUUAUGUAAUCUACUCAUCCAUGCUGUACAGACAACAGGAAUCUGGUAGAGCCUGGUUUUUGGGAUUAAAUAAGGAAGGGCAAGCUAUGAAAGGGAACAGAGUAAAGAAAACCAAACCAGCAGCUCAUUUUCUACCCAAGCCAUUGGAAGUUGCCAUGUACCGAGAACCAUCUUUGCAUGAUGUUGGGGAAACGGUCCCGAAGCCUGGGGUGACGCCAAGUAAAAGCACAAGUGCGUCUGCAAUAAUGAAUGGAGGCAAACCAGUCAACAAGAGUAAGACAACAUAGCCAGAUCCUCACAGGUGUUGUGACUUAUUCGUCCUGAGCACAGUUGAGUGAUUUAUCCUCACCAGACAUUCCUGCUCCGUGGCUGAAGAGCAGCAGGAAGUAAGCUAAUGCUUAUUCUUUGCUGUCUCCGAACUUCUCUUGCAAGUGGAUAAAUCUCAACCUGUUGUGCCCCCCACAACAAGAAGACACCUGGAUAACCAGCUAAACUCAGACCAUGGAAUGCCCUACCAGAUAUGGAAUGCCUUUUUAAUAUCUUUUCUGUGACUGUGACACUUCAUGUGAAUGACAUACUUCACAAGUACACUCGAUACCUUGCCUGCUGACAGCUACCCAUAAUCCUUUUUGAGUCCUGUUUCAGCGAAAUCUAUGUGUUUAAGUUCAAUUUUGUAGCACACAAAUAAUAUUGAGUAAUUUCUAGUUAGACGCUGUAAACCUGUGCUAUUAUGGAUUUCUCUUCUUCCCAUUUUUACAGGGCUGCUCGCUCCACUGUCUGUGACUUUUGCAGGGAUUUUGUUCCUCUAAAUCUUAAAUGUUGCAGUUGGCUUAGGUCGGAGAGCAAUCAGGGAAUCAGGAAGCCUUCUAAACCUAUUAUUACAAAUUGCAUCUAUAAAGAUUAAGAUUGUUGUCUCUGGCUCACACUAUCGAUUAAACACACAUAUACGCUCUGUCCAGUAGCAGAUACUGUGCUCCCAAGGUCGGUAUUGCCUGGGUGGGAAAUGGCUCAAACACAAUCCAGGGAAGCUCUCUAUGAUAUGUGUUUGACAUCCCCCUCUAGUUUCUUUGUGUGUGUGUGUUUUAUACAUAUCACAAGCUUACUGGUAAUGGUAACAUUUGCCUUGCCCAGCGAGCAAGACCCACUGGUUUUUGAGAAAGUGGGUCCAAAGAUUUCUGUAGGCCUUGUAGGCCUGAUUAAGGUUCAUUUUUCAUCUAUUAAUUCUCAUUAUUUGGAAAAAAAAAAAAGGAAAAUAAUUACAACCUACCAGAAUUGCGCUACCUAAAUCCAUUUCAGAUAUACUCCGUCCUGUUUUUAAUGAACCAAACUUAACGCCAUCCCCGUUUCUGGCUGCGUUCCCCUCAUACUCAGCAGAGCAUGGGCAAGACGGCUGUUGUGUUCUUUCCUGCAGCAGCAAUGCAAACGUUAGUUAUAAAUUAGACUUUAAUAUUUUUGGUGUUUAAUGACAAGUUUUUAAACUGGACAUAUUAGGAAAAAUAUUUUUUUUAGCUCAGCAUGCUGAGUCCGGUACUGUGUAUUUCACCAGUACAUGCCUCUAACUCACUCAGCAUUUGGGGCUCAUGUUGCCCAGUGGCUGGGUUAGAGGUGCCUUGCCAUGAUCUCAGAAUACAGUCUGUUGAAUUAUCCUAGAUGAAAAUAAAGGCAAACCAACACAUUCAUCCAUCAGGAUUUUGCUCCAUUCCAUUUAUUUUCUUUUGUUUUAUUUUGCAUUCUUAAUUUAUUUCCUUUUUAAUUUAAUACUGUUUGAACUCUGAGCUUAGGGAAGACAACUACCAAGAAAGGCCAGGAACAGUUGACUACACAGUGAAGAUUCCAUGCAAAAUGUUCAAUAUUGGAUCUAAAGGGGUUCAAAAUGUUUCAUACUAAACUGUUUGGGAAUAUAUUUGUUAACUCUGUGUACACCUAAUAAAAUUCAAUGUUUUCUUCUCAGAAGAGUUGAGUUGAGACCAAACUGAACCUCAUUUAUUGAAAAUUAUAUGUCGGAUCAAUGUACUGGCCUCUUGUUGUUCUUUCUAUGUGGGAGGAUGACCCAGUCAUCAUUUUCCCCAUCUGCACUGUACUUAUUGGGAAAUUAUUUUGUCACUGCUUUCAUAAAUCUUCAUGACAGCCCUUGCCCAGCAUUAAAAAAUUCUGGCCUGCUUAGCUGAUUAAAGGUUUAGUAUAAAUUUAACUGUUUAUGCUUAUUUCAUUUUCAUAUUGGAUUCUACUUGAAUAAAUAAAAAGUUAGCAGAA
Molecule: messenger RNA, 3828 nt
Organism: Nomascus leucogenys (northern white-cheeked gibbon)
Lineage: Eukaryota; Metazoa; Chordata; Mammalia; Primates; Hylobatidae
Gene: FGF14
Product: fibroblast growth factor 14
Exons: 5
Coding region: 1371-1862 (163 amino acids)
Biological process (GO): positive regulation of cell population proliferation; positive regulation of gene expression; animal organ morphogenesis
Cellular component (GO): cytoplasm
Molecular function (GO): fibroblast growth factor receptor binding; growth factor activity
Source: RefSeq, a predicted model, not a curated record